GUGAGAAGUCCGUCUGGGCCGGAGACUAUUGGACCAGAUGUAUCUGUACAUCUUCGCCAACCGUGCCACAGUCAGUACUGCCCGUGUCACACACUUCCGGAGACACAGGUUCAAUCUGUACCUCCCGUGCUACAAGAGCAAUCGUUCGUGCUCCGACGCCGCGCUACUGGCUGUGCUCUUGUUUCCUCCCACCUGCAAUUGAGCUGUAUAUUAAUGGUUUCUGUAACCACUGUACAUGGGACUAAUAGUGUAAAUGGAUGCGACAAUCUGGGGGAACGGUUGAUAAGAAUGUGGGGAGAAUUAAAAUCUGUGAACGUAAUAUACAUUGGUGUUUGAUGAGUUGCGUGGACACCGUGGUCCAAAGACUGUAGUCUCUGAACUCUGUCGGGGCUAAAGGUCAUUUGAUCAACGCAUCCAAAUUUGAAAACCUUCCAUUCAGCCAAUGUUCCUCCGAACAUUUUAUGCGGGUCUUGUGUCAGUAAUAUCUCUUCUCUCCUUCACAGUGAACUUGUUGGCGAUUGUGAUUCUCUGUCGAGGUAAAUGCGGUCUCUCCAAAUGCAUCACUCUCUACCUGGUGGCCAUGGCAGCGUCUGAUCUCCUGGUCGGCAUCACCGAUCCAUUUCUGCGUAUGACUAUUCAAUUUCACUUCCCAUAUUCGUUGCUGAACAUUACGCCCGUAUGCGCGACUAACGACGUCCUGGUCUUUGCAUCCACCGCGGUCUCUGUCUGGCUGACGGUGGCAUUCACCUUCGAUCGGUUUGUGGCUAUUUGUUGUGAAAAGCUGAAAACAAGAUAUUGCACUGAGAGAACGGCGGCUGUGAUUAUCGGGGCAGUGAGUGUGCUGGGCUGUUUAGAGAACAUCCCUCGGUAUUUUACGAUAACUCCUGGAUACGUGUUUAAUGAUCUUCCCUGGGGUUGCUACGCCAAACCCACCUUCUAUACGUCGUCUGCAUGGAUCGCGUAUGAUGUCACACACCGCGUUCUAACCCCUUGUAUCCCGUUCUUUCUGAUUCUUCUGCUCAAUGUGCUGACGGUCAGGCGGAUUGUAGCGGCCAGCAGAGUCCGCAGGGGUCUCCGGGACCGCAGCAACCGAGAGAAUGACAAGGACCCGGAGAUGGAGAACCGCAGGAAAUCAAUUGUUUUACUCUUUAGUAUCACGGGCACUUUCAUAUUGCUGUGGGCAACGCAAGCUGUCUUUUACAUAUUUACUAGUAUUACGAAGACCGGAUUUGACAGCUCCCCUACCGGUUAUUACUAUAUCACGAGUGUCACGUCGGCGUUCUUGCAGCUGCUCAGUUCCUGCACUAACACGUGUAUUUACGUGGUGACUCAGAGUAAAUUCAGAGGUGAACUGAUAAACGCGGUUAAAUUCCCACUGAGAGCAAUACGUGCACAUUUACAAUCUGAAUUUCAUACAACACGCAAACAGGAUAUUUGAGCCACCCAUCCGGAGCGGGUGGAGCGGUGGUGGAGCGCUGCUGCUGCUGCGGCCCGACCUCCGGAGAUUCGGAGGCUGCAACUGCGGGUCUGGCGGACGGCGGCACCGGGAGCCCGCGGGUCCCUGGAGGGAGACCGCUUUUCAGGGCUCCCGCAACGGCGACUUCUCCCGCCCGAGUUGCGGGGUCGAAGAGCUCCUGGAGCGGGGCCUCACAGCACCGCCCCGCGCGGCUUGGAAUGGCCGCGGGACUCUGCCGGGGGCUCUAACACCAAGACCCGGUGUGCGACCUUGCAUCACCCGGCGUGGCUUUAAUGACGGCGGGACAAUCGCCAUCGCUAGCUGGGGGAUUUGACUUUGACUCUGACAUG
Messenger RNA from Leucoraja erinaceus (little skate), 1806 nucleotides. RefSeq names its product probable G-protein coupled receptor 139. Lineage: Eukaryota; Metazoa; Chordata; Chondrichthyes; Rajiformes; Rajidae. The transcript has 2 exons. The record is from RefSeq and is a predicted model, not a curated record. Gene Ontology annotation, biological process: G protein-coupled receptor signaling pathway. Gene Ontology annotation, cellular component: membrane. Bases 443 to 1438 code for a protein of 331 amino acids. Gene Ontology annotation, molecular function: G protein-coupled receptor activity.